This is a messenger RNA of Rotaria sordida, 729 nucleotides long. The record is from the annotation of a GenBank genome assembly. NCBI's taxonomy places the organism in Eukaryota, Metazoa, Rotifera, Eurotatoria, Philodinida, Philodinidae.
AUGGAACGAAAUGAAGUAGGAUUUCAAUCAAAAGGACAAAUUAUUGAUUAUUUUCAAGCUGUAACUCGUUUCAAUUUCGAAGAUUCAAUUCGUAUUCUCAAUCAACACAAAUGGAAUUUAAAUAGCGCUGUACAAGAGUUUUUUAGCAGAAAUGAUCGUGAAAGAAAUCUAACAAAUGGUGGUUAUCAACAAUUGACUAGUCUUCUUAUAAGACAAGAAAAUGAUCAACAUCUUGCUGAAUUGGUUCAUGAUCUUGAAAAUGGAUCAAAUGUUCAGAAAGAUGUAUCGAAUCUCAUUGUUAUGGGUGAACAUAAACGAAUUGCUCUUGUUGCUCAUAAUAAUAAAAAAACAGAACUAAUCGAAUGUCUUCGACAACAUCGUGAUGUUCUUGCUAAACAUAAACUUUAUGGUACUGGUACAACCGGAUCAUUAGUAGAAAAAGAACUUCGAAUACCUGUAACUAAAUUUGAAAGUGGUCCUUUAGGUGGUGAUCAACAAAUAGGAGCAAAAAUUACUUUACGAGAACUUGAUGUUCUCAUUUUUUUCAUUGAUCCUUUGGAUUCUCAUCCUCAUACUGCUGAUGUACAAGCACUUCUUCGUUUAGCACAAGUUUAUGGUAUUGUUUGUGCAACAACUCCUGCUACUGUUGAUUUUUUACUUACUUCAAAAAUGAUGGAUAAAACUCAUACGAGAAGAAUACAAUUAUCCCAACCAUCAAAACCAAAUUAG